UCUGAGAAGUACAUAGGGGCAUAGUUUCAUUUAUAACGAUAAAUGUCCAGUUUCUGUAGUUUUACAACAGCUGGAGGCGCAUUGGUUGAGAAACAAUGCUGUAACAGUCAUUUAGCAUCAUGAACAAGGAAACGUCCAUAAGACACAGCCCGGAACCUAGAGUAGGCGCUUCUGUUCCCGGACGGUGCUGUUUGCUGUUACCCUCCACCAAAACAAAGACGAUCCCUGAUUGGCGGAGAGGCCGAACUGUGCUGCCGCUGGGGAUGGCGGGCGAGCGGCGGGUCGUUGCCUGGAUCAGUAAGGCAGAAUGGGAGCAGGUGCUGGAGUAUCUGUACAGCCGGGACUGCAAGCUCCAGCGGGAAGCGCUGCAUCAGAUCUCCGCCUGGAAGAGCAGGUAUGGAAACAGCAUGCCACUUGCUGUAGAGUGCACUGCUGACCUGGUGCGAUGUAAAAUCCUUGAUGUUAGCGGUGGGAUGGGAGAACAGGAGCUGGAGUUACUCUAUGGAUUGGCACUUGUCAGGUUUGUAAAUAUAAUCACAGAACCGAAACAGAAAUCUAUUUCGGUCCCCUUAAGGCGCCUGGCUAAUGAGCUUAAGAUUCCAGAAUGGGUGGUUAACCUGCGUCAUAGCGCAACUCAUGGAAAGUUGCCCAAACUAAGCCUCUGCCGCAAAGGUUGGGACUUUGUGAUGGAUUGGCUGAGACGUGAAUAUUGGUCCCGUCAGCUGGGGAACUCCGCAAAUCCCCAGUGGAUGUCUGAAGAUAGCCUUGAUUCUGAAGAAAAUGAAGACUUUCUUCCCACUUUGUCUUUAAAAGAACAGAAGCAACAUGCUCUCACUGCAAAACUUCGGGAGACUUUACAAUCCUACACAAGUGAGCAGUUCAAGACUUUUGAAGAACUACAGGGUGAGCCUACAUGUCGAAAACUAUGGAAUGCCACAACUAAUCUAGAGUGGAUUAUAGCACAAGUCAAGGAGUUAGUGCAGCAGAACAGCAUACAGAUUGCAGUAGAUGUUCUCCUUGAAGAUGGUUUCCUUAUACCUACUGGGAAACAGCUAUCGACCCUGAAGACAGAGCCAGAUCAAGAUGAAGACCUUCGCCUCCCCCGCACCCUCCUACGUUUCUGGCAGCCGCUACUAAAGGUUUUACACUCCCAGGCGUUCACUCAGGAGUUACUGGAGAAAAUGUGUAGUGGCCUAGGGAAGUCCAAGGAGAAGAACAUGAAGACACGACAAUACUACCUCAGCUGCUGGAUCUCAGAAAUAUUAACAGCCAACUAUAGAGCAGAUAAGAAAAACAUGGUUGGUUCUCGUAACCCAACACCUGUGAAAAGCAAAUUGAAGCUGUUUACUCACAGUGUUUCCUUGCAAUGGAAAAACCUGAUGCAGAAGUGCCUUCAAUUUCCCUGCCAGACUACCCCACAACUUUUACAGCUGAUUUUUUCAAAUAUGAAGACACUCUUGCCUGUCACCACCCAGGAGAAGCUGCUGUGUCUGUGCUCUAUAUACAUCCAAGAUGAAGGCUCUGAUGGCUCUGUAGACUAUAGUGACCAGCCUAUUUACACCGUGGAGAGCUUACAGUGGAGAAUAAAGCAGGAUUCUAAAACAAGAUCCCUUAGACACUGGGAAAGAUCACAAGCCGACGAGGAGGAAGAGAUGAGUGAACACACGGAGGAUGAGGAGAUGAUCACAGAGUCUUACGAAGAUGAAUACAUUCAGAUGAUAAAUAGGAAGGCUGCGAAAGAGAGAAGAGCAGCUCUAGAGGGCUCUGUCUGGGGAGUCAGCUCAGAACUUGUAAAGUGGGGCGAGUAUCCACUAGGAGUAGUACCAGGACAGACUGAAGACCCUGGCUGCCUCUUGAUUGACAGUUACUCUAUGACGUCUGUGCUGGAACAGCAGGACUCGGAGUCUCGAAGUAUCAAAAUAAGUAACUCCCCUACUAUCACCACUGCGGCCGACAAUACGUAUUGGAACCAGAGUGAACUAAAUCACAUUAAAGCUGGACUGCGGCUCUUCUGAAGACCUGUAUGCACCUGUACAGAACCAGUCACGUUGGACUUGGCAAGGAUUGUCUUGCGGUUACAGCAGGACAUUUAUUUUUUCCCCAGUCUCCUUUUUAAUAUUUACUUUGUAUGUUCAGUUCUUUCCCACUCUCUAUCAGAGCUCUUCAUCUUUAAACCUUUAUUUUAGAACAGAUCAAGUGGGGUGCAUAUUUUUAUAAUGCAAAUUCUAGAUACAGGAGGUGUACAAAUGUUAAACCCCUUACUGUUGUUUUUUUUUUUUUUUAUAUGAUUCUUUCACAUGGUACGAAGGCCCCGUUCACACUGAGGAAUUCUCCCUUAAAAAAUCCCGCCGCAGAAUUUCCGGGUUUCUUUUCCAUGCGGAAUUGAUGCAGAAAUAUAGGAGGAAACUUUUUUUUUGCUGGAUGACAACCACCAAUGAAAAAAAAAUUUGCGCAAAAUUUUCGUGUGAAUUCUUCACAAAAACAGUGUCAGACGGAAAACAUUUUUACAAUUGAGUUCUAUGGGAUUCUGCUUGUGGAUUCUGCUUGAAGAAUGGACCUGCUCUUUCUUCAAGCGGUGAGGAAUUCCGCCACAGAAUUCUGCGAGCAGAAUUUCCGCAGUGUGAACGAAAAAGAGCAAUAUACAUUAAGGUCUAUGGGAAGAAAAGAUGUUAUAUUUUUUUCAAGCAGAGAAUUCAUGAGGAAUUACUCGAGUAAAUUCCUUGUGAAUUUCUCAUUGUGAACGGACCCUAAAGAGGAAAAAAAUCAUAUCAACUGGUGCCAGAAAGUUAUAUGGAUUUGAAAAUGAUUUCUGUUUAAAAUAUUAUGCCUUCUAUGGUAUCAAUCUAAGGAAGUGGUGAAUGCAUCCUGCUAUGCACUUUUAUUUUACUUAACAAUAAACUAUCUACUGAAUAUACCCACUUUUAUUCUGGUUUGGAUAAUUUUCAAACCCUGGGCGACGAACAGCGCCUGAUCAAGAGGUCGUCUUCUUCCUUCAUUAUUUUCUAGGUACUGACCAGAACAGGAGCAUAUCCCCAUAGCAAACUUCUCCUACUCAGGACAGUUCCUGACCUGGACAGAGGUGUCAGCAGAGAGCACUGUGGUCAGACAGAAAAGAACGAUACAACUUCUUCUGUAGUACUCAGCAGCUGAUAAGUACUGGAAGGAUUAAGAUUUUUAAAUAGAAGUCAUUUACAAAUUUGUUUAACUUUCUGGCACCAGUUGUUUUGAAAACAUGUUUUUCCUCCGGCGUACCCCUUUUAAGUGUGUUGUUUUUUUGUUUGUUUUUUGCGUAAGGCUAUAUUUGACUUCUGUUACAACAUCAAAUUAAAUGUUUUACAACCAUGGAA
This is a messenger RNA of Hyla sarda, 3347 nucleotides long. RefSeq names its product LAS1 like ribosome biogenesis factor (gene LAS1L). Gene Ontology annotation, molecular function: endonuclease activity. Gene Ontology annotation, cellular component: Las1 complex; preribosome, large subunit precursor. The record is from RefSeq and is a predicted model, not a curated record. Gene Ontology annotation, biological process: maturation of 5.8S rRNA; maturation of LSU-rRNA. NCBI's taxonomy places the organism in Eukaryota, Metazoa, Chordata, Amphibia, Anura, Hylidae. The transcript is spliced from 13 exons. Bases 120 to 2015 code for a protein of 631 amino acids.